AUGAUCAUCGUGAAACGGUUACGUGGUGUAGAAGAGUUCUUGUGGGACCACAACCAAAUGUCUGCCAAUAUUCUCUAUAAGAGCUACUUGGUAUUUUGUGCGAUUUGCCUUUCACUUGCUGCUUGGACAGCAGGUCUGGAGCAGGAGCUGCACAACAACAAUUUUGUUGAUAUUCUCGAGCCACUGAUGAGAGCACGUUCAAAAGUGACAAACGGGACGCUAUACCUUAGCGAAGUUAUUUACUCGCUGUAUCCGGAGCAUCCACUUCAUAAUCUGUACAAUAAGACACGAUUGCGAUAUGAUUACGGGACGACUUAUUACAACUACUGCGAGAUGCUCCUGUGUCUGGUACAGGGAAAAGCAGUCUACAUUUUGACAACUCGUGGACAAGUUGUGCAGUUUUUCACACGUCUCUUGCCGUGCCUGCAAAUUCUAUCAACGUGUAUACUGAUGCUCAUUUUUUGUCUCCAGCAAGAUCAGGAUAAACAGAUGAAAUGGAUGAUGUAUUAUGAUAUUCCGUCGUUUUGUAUACUAUUUGUAGCUCAUGGAUUCCUAUACUCCUUCCUGCAGAUUCUCAAAACUAAAACGAAAGUGCAAAUCAUUCUUUUCUGCCUUCGUUCCAUAGAUCUUACUGUGUUCUCAAUAUUAACACCAUCAGUCUACUCUUCCUAUAACUCAUACCUCGAGUUUAAACCCUGCCACACUCACGUGUCAAUCUCAGCCGCUGUAACUGAAUAUACAUGGAUGUGUCUGAUUGCUCUGUUCUACGUGUCACAAAUCAAUGAUUACAAGUGCUUCACGUUGAACCUUACUGUGACCGAAAACGACACAAUACCUCGAGAAGAUCUGUUCAACUACUACCCUGCCUUCAUGACGGCUGCAUUUGACAACGCUCCUUUCGCGAACCUACGGCCGAGGAGACAAUUGCGAUGGCGACCGCCCUCAACUCUUGGCCUUCCCAAGACUUCUCAACGUUGUCUUUCCAAGAAGCGUCUAAUGCUGUAA
Molecule: messenger RNA, 1005 nt
Organism: Angiostrongylus costaricensis
Lineage: Eukaryota; Metazoa; Nematoda; Chromadorea; Rhabditida; Metastrongylidae
Source: the annotation of a GenBank genome assembly